UGCUCUCCGAGUCCAAGUCCUUGGGCUCGCUCAGAGAUCCUCAAGCCGGAGCAGAGGUGGCUGGCAAGCCCUGCCGAUUGUUGGCCUCUGCUUUCUUUCCACUGCCUCCUUUUCUCGGACGGGAAUCGCGGCUGCUCUGAAGGGCUGAGUCCUGGACAGUAGGGUGCCACGAACGCGCUGAUGCCCAGAGCGCUCGCAGGGCUUCCAGCUAACCAUGCCACGGCCGCCCGCAGCCGCCCUGGCGCUGCCCUCGCUACUGCUGCUGGUGGUGGUGCGGACGCCGCCCCCGACCGGCGCGCGGCCGUCCCCAGGCCCCGAGUACCUGCGGCGCGGCUGGCUGCGGCUGCUGGCGGAGGGCGAGGGCUGCGCUCCCUGCCGGCAGGAAGAGUGCGCCGCGCCACGGGGCUGCCUGGCCGGCCGGGUGCGCGACGCGUGCGGCUGCUGCUGGGAAUGCGCCAACCUCGAGGGCCAGCUCUGCGACCUGGACCCCAGCGCCCACUUCUACGGGCGCUGCGGCGAGCAGCUUGAGUGCCGGUUGGACGCAGGCGGCGACCUGAGCCGCGGGGAGGUGCCGGAGCCGCUGUGUGCCUGCCGCUCGCAGCGCCCGCUCUGCGGAUCCGACGGCCGCACCUACGCGCAGAUCUGCCGCCUGCAGGAGGCUGCCCGCGCUCGGCCCGACGCCAACCUCACUGUGGCGCACCCGGGGCCCUGCGAAUCGGAGCCCCAGAUUGUGUUGCACCCAUAUGACAUCUGGAACGUGACGGGGCAGGAUGUGAUCUUUGGCUGUGAGGUGUUUGCCUACCCCAUGGCAUCCAUCGAGUGGAGGAAGGACGGCUUGGACAUUCAGCUGCCAGGGGAUGAUCCCCACAUCUCAGUGCAGUUCAGGGGUGGACCCCAGAGGUUUGAAGUGACAGGCUGGCUGCAGAUCCAGGCUGUGCGUCCCAGCGAUGAGGGGACCUACCGCUGCCUGGCCCGCAAUGCUCUGGGCCAGGUCGAGGCCCCAGCUAGCCUGACAGUGCUCACGCCGGACCAGCUGAACUCUACAGGCACCCCCCGGCUCCCGUCUCUACAUCUGGUUCCUGAGGAGGAGGCUGAGAGUGAAGAGGGCGAGGAUUACUACUAGGUCCGGAGCUCUGGCCUGUGGGGGUGGGUGAGUGGGAAUAGUAUUCAUCCCUGCUCUUGAAAAGACCUCAAAGGGGGAGCAGGGCCCUUUAAUGACUUUCAUGCACUUGACAGGGGAGACGUGGUGGUGGUGGUGGUAAGUAGGAAGACAAAGUUGGAGGAUAAGGAGAGAAACAGAGGCUGGGGGUGGUGGGAUGGGAUGCAAAGGGGCCCACGGACAAAGUGCCCUGGCCAGGACAGUCUGCAGUGUGGACCCACCAGGCAGAAGA
Molecule: messenger RNA, 1391 nt
Organism: Hyaena hyaena (striped hyena)
Lineage: Eukaryota; Metazoa; Chordata; Mammalia; Carnivora; Hyaenidae
Gene: KAZALD1
Product: Kazal type serine peptidase inhibitor domain 1
Exons: 5
Coding region: 215-1123 (302 amino acids)
Biological process (GO): regulation of signal transduction; regulation of cell growth
Cellular component (GO): extracellular region
Molecular function (GO): insulin-like growth factor binding
Source: RefSeq, a predicted model, not a curated record